AUGAUUGAUCGGCCGAAAAGACGAGCCUCUAUUAGGAUUUGCUCGUGGCAACUAGGAUGGGACUCUAGCUUCUUGGAGUUGUGGUCAUUUGCAAGGGAUAAAAACGAUUAUUGUGAUAGAGAAAGAGAAGAUGAAAAACUUGUUGAGAUAGAGAAAGAGAAGAGACUUGCGUUGAUAGAUGCGUGGGAAGAGAACGAGAAGGCAAAAGCUCAAACCAAGGCUUACAAAGAACUUUGCUCCAUUGAAUCAUGGGAGAACAAUACGAAGACAGCUCUAGAGUUAGAUUUGAAGAAAAUGGAGGAGAGUUUAGAAGUGGAGAAAACUGAAUACUCAAAAAAAUUCAAGAAAAAAAUAGCUGAAAUUGAGAAGAUUGCAGAAGCCAAAAGAGAAAAAAUAGAGAAACAAAAGGAGCAAGAAUCUAUCAAAGUGAAAAAAAUAAGUGAGAAGCUAAUUGCAACUCCAAAUGCAUAUCCACCCAACACCAAAACCUGUGGAUGUUUCUAAAACAUUUAUAUCCUCCUUUCAUGGGUCACUUUUCGGCCCAUCAAACAUCUUAUUGGGCUUCCCUUAUACCCAAACAAAUAAUGAAAAGAAUCUGUGUGUAAGGUGUGAACUUUGAAGCAUCAGUGUAUCAUUCAAUCAUGUGUAAUUGUGUAUGUAAUAUGACUCUAUGAGUCAUGCAUUCAUGCUCAAUUUCUGUAAUAA
Molecule: messenger RNA, 705 nt
Organism: Arabidopsis lyrata subsp. lyrata
Lineage: Eukaryota; Viridiplantae; Streptophyta; Magnoliopsida; Brassicales; Brassicaceae
Exons: 4
Coding region: 1-504 (167 amino acids)
Source: RefSeq, a predicted model, not a curated record